Molecule: messenger RNA, 1103 nt
Organism: Papilio polytes (common Mormon)
Lineage: Eukaryota; Metazoa; Arthropoda; Insecta; Lepidoptera; Papilionidae
Product: zinc finger protein 573
Exons: 1
Coding region: 36-1007 (323 amino acids)
Biological process (GO): regulation of transcription by RNA polymerase II
Cellular component (GO): nucleus
Molecular function (GO): DNA-binding transcription activator activity, RNA polymerase II-specific; RNA polymerase II cis-regulatory region sequence-specific DNA binding
Source: RefSeq, a predicted model, not a curated record
ACGCUGGCCGCGCUUUGCCAACUGGGAUAUGGCAUAUGACGGUAGCUGAAAGAAAUAACGCAGCAUCCUUGCUUCAUUUAACAACUGCCAGGCCAUUUACACACAUGGGUGCCACAUUAAAAUGUUUCUACUGUAAAAAAUAUUGUUCUGAAUUAACAGAUUUACUCGAGCACAUCUUAACACAUUCAGUAGAAGACAAAGAUGUGAUCUUGAAUAAGUAUAUUAUGAACGGAAAGCGUAUGGUUUUGGUAGAUAUAUCGAUAUUAAAAUGUAGACUCUGUUUGAAGAAAUAUCCCGAUAUUAAUACUAUAAAACGACAUUUAGAAAAUGAUCAUAAUAAAACAUUUCUUGUUGGUGAGAAUGGUUUGACUGAAUACAACUUGUCAAUUAAAAAUGGACUUUUAACCUGCCAUAUUUGUAUGAAUACCUACCACGAGUUUGUUCAACUAAAAAGUCAUAUGAACUCCCACACGGGGAGGGUAGUUUGCGAAUCUUGUGGCGUUAGUUUUAUAAACCAGUAUUAUCUAUCAAGCCAUAUGGAAAAGCAUAUAAAUAAAAAGCUAUCGUGUAAAUCGUGCGAUAAAGUCUUUUCUAAAUACGGUCAGUUGAAGUACCAUACGUCAAUAGUCCACAAAGGAGGGGGUAAAAGAAGAACAUGCGAGCAUUGUUCUGAUAAAUUUAAAGAACACCAUACGAAGAUGUUGCAUUUAAAAAUUGUUCAUGGCAUAGUAAAAUCAUUUUCUUGUAGUAUUUGUAACGCUAACUUUGACACCCGACGAGCGUUAACUGAACACAAAACUAAAUAUCACACAGAGAAGUAUAAGUGUGAAAUAUGCUCUAAGUGCUUUGAAAUAGCGUCCAAAUUGAAAUAUCACAAGCGUGUGCAUACCGGUAGCAAGGAAUUUGUUUGUGCAUAUUGCAAUAAUGGGUACAUGUUAAAAGCGUCUCUAAUAAAACAUAUGAAACGACUCCAUAGUUUUUACUAUUCUGUACCAAAGAUUAUAUAACAAUGAGAAGGGAACUUAAGUAAAAAUUAACCAAGGAGAAGAAAAUAAACUCUUUAAAAGUGUGACUGGUUAGCUACCAAAUUAAUUUAAUUGAUC